ACAGAGCGGCUUUCAACUCAGGGGGCGGGCUCCAGGAAGUGUUGAGUUUUAGCGGAGCCGCAUCAUCUCACGAGGCCGAACAGAGAACGAAAUGGCGGCUACGACAGAGAGGAUGGAGGUUUCACAGGGAGAGAGCUCAGCCAAGCCCGCAGCUGAAGACAUGACCUCCAAAGACUACUAUUUUGACUCCUAUGCCCACUUUGGCAUCCACGAGGAGAUGCUGAAAGACGAGGUCCGAACGCUCACCUACCGCAACUCCAUGUUCCACAACAAACAUCUCUUCAAAGACAAAGUGGUGCUGGAUGUGGGCAGUGGGACGGGCAUUCUUUGCAUGUUUGCUGCUAAGGCCGGAGCCAAGAAGGUCAUCGGGAUUGAGUGCAGCAGCAUCUCAGAUUAUGCUGUGAAAAUUGUCAAGGCCAACAAACUUGAUGACGUGGUGACCAUUAUUAAAGGGAAGGUCGAGGAAGUGGAGCUGCCUGUGGACGGAGUGGACAUCAUCAUCUCUGAGUGGAUGGGUUACUGUCUGUUCUAUGAGUCUAUGCUCAACACAGUGCUGUACGCCCGUGACAAGUGGCUGAAACCAGAUGGACUGAUCUUUCCUGACAGAGCCACCCUCUAUGUGACGGCCAUAGAAGACAGACAGUACAAGGACUAUAAAAUCCACUGGUGGGAGAAUGUGUAUGGCUUUGAUAUGUCUUGCAUUAAGGAGGUGGCCAUCAAAGAGCCACUUGUUGACGUGGUGGAUCCCAAGCAGCUCGUCAGCAGUGCAUGUCUCAUCAAGGAGGUGGACAUCUACACUGUGAAGGCAGAGGACCUGAGCUUCACGUCGCCCUUCUGCCUCCAGGUGAAGAGGAAUGACUACAUCCACGCUUUGGUCACAUACUUCAACAUUGAGUUCACCCGCUGCCACAAGAGGACAGGCUUCUCCACCAGCCCAGAGUCUCCAUACACUCACUGGAAGCAGACGGUCUUCUACCUGGAUGAUUACCUGACGGUCAAAACCGGAGAGGAGAUCUUCGGCACCAUCAGCAUGAAGCCCAACGUCAAGAACAAUAGAGACCUGGACUUCACCGUGGACAUCGACUUCAAGGGCCAGCUGUGCGAGGUGUCAAAGACGUCAGAGUACAGGAUGCGCUAGUGACCGCUCCACGCCCCCUCGGAGUUUGGCGAACGACUGGGAGCGCUCUUCCUCCUCCUCCUCCUCCCACCGACAUUUUAAGACUCUUUUUGUCUCAUUCAGUCGUCAGUAUUUCCAGGUUUCACAUGUGUGGUCAGUGGUGUGGUGAUGCAUAGUGCAGUAGUCAACCACAAAAGACACUCGUUUACAUGUAAUCCGUAUCUCUUUGGUUUCCGCUCUUUGCAUGUGUGAGACCUGUCUAGAGGUCAUUCAAAUUACUGUCAAGCUGAGUCAGUCUUGAAGUUUUUUUUUGUAUAAAUUCCGUGGCCCAUGGUAGCUGUUCAAACAGCUGUGGGCUAUGUAGUUUUUAGUGUAGGAAGAAGUCUACUGUAAUUUCGCACAUGCAGAUUUGAGAGCAUUUUGUUAAACCCUGGUUAUUAUUGCUCUUCUGGCACUUCGGAGGUCAUUCCCACCACAGAUAAAUGCCAUCGUAUAGAAAGUACUCUUUGGUUGCUGCAGAAAACGCCUAAACACACAUUGACCCAAACUAAUUUUUGUUGUUUGUUUCUUAUGCAGUUUUUAAAUAAUAAACUUUUGGCCGUAAA
Molecule: messenger RNA, 1722 nt
Organism: Boleophthalmus pectinirostris (great blue-spotted mudskipper)
Lineage: Eukaryota; Metazoa; Chordata; Actinopteri; Gobiiformes; Gobiidae
Gene: prmt1
Product: protein arginine methyltransferase 1
Exons: 10
Coding region: 92-1138 (348 amino acids)
Cellular component (GO): nucleus
Molecular function (GO): protein-arginine N-methyltransferase activity
Source: RefSeq, a predicted model, not a curated record